This is a messenger RNA of Malurus melanocephalus (red-backed fairy wren), 820 nucleotides long. RefSeq names its product uridine-cytidine kinase-like 1. Lineage: Eukaryota; Metazoa; Chordata; Aves; Passeriformes; Maluridae. Gene Ontology annotation, molecular function: ATP binding; kinase activity. The record is from RefSeq and is a predicted model, not a curated record. The annotation marks the transcript as partial. The transcript has 6 exons. Gene Ontology annotation, cellular component: cytoplasm.
UGCUGGUGGAUGCUAGGAUCCAGAGUGGUGCUGGUGCCCCGGUCUGGGUGUCUGGCACGGCGCUGAGCGGUGCUGGUGGAUGCCAGGAUCCAGAGUGGUGCUGGUGCCUGCAGGUGCUGGAUGAGGGGCAGCAGGCACUGGCAGCCCGCAGUGACUACAACUUCGACCACCCCGAUGCCUUUGAUUUCGAGCUGCUCGUCAGCGUCCUGCGCAAGCUCAAGAAGGGCAAGAGCGUGAAGGUGCCSGUGUACGACUUCACCACUCACAGCCGGCGCCGCGAGUGGAAAACGGUGUACGGGGCCAAUGUCAUCGUGUUUGAAGGGAUCCUGGCUUUUGCUAACAAGGAGCUACUCAAGCUCCUGGACAUGAAAGUGUUCGUGGACACGGACUCGGACAUCCGGCUGGUGCGGCGGCUGCAGCGCGACAUCAUGGAGCGCGGGCGGGACGUGGYGGGGGUCAUCAAGCAGUACAACAAGUUUGUGAAGCCGGCCUUCGAGCAGUACAUCGAGCCCACCGUGCAGGUGGCCGACAUCGUGGUGCCCAGGGGUGGGGAAAACUUCGUUGCGCUGGACCUCAUUGUGCAGCACGUGCACAGCCAGCUGGAGAAGCGGGAGAUCACAGUCAGGGCAGCCCUGGCCUCUGCCCACCAAGGGCAGCCCCUGCCGAAAACGCUGAGCGUCCUGGAGAGCACUCCACAGGUCCGGGGCAUGCACACCAUCAUCAGGUACGUCCUGCCCAGGCCUCUUCUCUGGCCUUUUGGGAGCUCACAGCAGGAGGCUGGGGUCAGUUUGUGAGUGUUGGCCUCGGUGGGUGGAGCUGG